GCGUGCUCUACCAACUAACCCUUUAUAGUUUUAAAUGAACAUUAAUUAUAUAGCCAAAAAUGAAAUAAUGCCACAAAAUAAAUCACUUUUCUGAUCUCCAGGAUGCAAUAAGGUAAACUACCCCCUUUUCUAGUACCCUUCAAUCCUCCCUGGGCUGCACUGCUGUUUCCAAGUGCAGCUCAGACCUCAGUGCGCAGCUGCCCACCCAACAUGGUUUGAAGAUUGAACUUAAGCAUCCGGCAAUAACUCCAUCUGGACGACCAGGAAUACUUUUCCCCAUCCCAGUUCUGGCACCGUCCCUGCGUUCGGCUUUCGGAGCCCGUGGCAGUCCGUGAUUCCUCAGAAGCUGCCAGGUGAAGUCAUCCUAUUGCCACAGGGCCAAAAAAAAACCCAAACAAAAACAACCCCACAGAUCCUUCCGAGAAUUCACAAAGAGAAGCCACUAGAGGCCGCUCUCACGCCUGGUAUUCCCUCUGCUCAACUGGGUAUUCCUUGUGUUGCUUUUAAACCAAACAAUGUCCAUCAACAAGUAAACAUCAUCUACAGGGCUGGAAAUCAUUUACUGAUGAUAUCCAGAUGUGAAAGCCUCAGCUGGUCUGAACACAUGAAUCCAUGCAGAGCAUGUUCCAGUGUCAUGUUGCAGCGACGCCUGCUACGGAGCGUACAGGAGAUAAGCAGCGCAACGCCCCGGGAGGCACGAAAACACGAAGAGUGACGGUAUUGGUCCCAGACCUGCGGGAAAAGAUCAUGGCCCUGACUGACUCCGGUGGAGACCCGCUGUUGCUUAUCAACGGUGGACACCAUCCUUUCUGCUCCAGUGGAAAUGCUCCUUUAGGUACCAGUACAGAAGACCGCAGCCACCUGGACCCCCUCUCUGCUGCUUGCAGUUGCGACCUCCUGCCACCUGACAGAGAUGGAGACAUGGCGGUCAGGAACGGAGCCGUGAAGCUGCAGCAGGGAGCCCACGUCCAGAGAGCCUGCAGGCCAGUCCAGAACGGUGGGCUGGUCAAGCUCAACGGCUCUUUGAGGAAUCUCCCACCAUCACCGGCUGCGUCUCCGUCUUCUGCUGUCACAGACUCCCAGAAGCCAAACAGACUCCACCUGGCCCCCACCCUGUCACCGACGGCGCCUUCUGCUCUCUGCUGCCCCCACUGCCACUUUCACUCCACCCAGUGCUGCCCCUGCGGACAGCCGGACUGCCCACUUGUCCGGAGCCCUGCCGCCAGCCCUGGGCCCUGCUCCAGUCCACAGCCAGGUAGCACCUCCUCCUGCCCCUGCUGCCUCUCCACCUGGACAUACUCUCACCAUCUUCCUCAUCACCAAGCCUCCCCGAUGUCUCUGCAUCACCAACGCUGGCAGGAGCACCUGCAGAGCCAGAUCCGUGCUCCUGGGAUCAGCCCUGCAAGGCCCUUUCGAUUCCCCAAAAGUUAUUCUGAGCUGAUAGCUGAUUGGCCAGUGGUUGUGCUGGGAGUGUGUACGGUGCUCAUUGUGAUUUGUGCGCUGGUGGGAGUCCUGGUGCCCGACCUGCCAGAUUUCUCCGACCCGCUCCUGGGGUUUGAGCCUCGGGGAACUGCCAUUGGCCAGCGGCUGGUCACAUGGAACAACAUGGUGAAGAAUACAGGCUACAAAGCCACACUGGCCAACUAUCCCUUCAAAUAUGCGGACGAGCAAGCCAAAAGUCACCAGGAACCUCGGUGGUCAGAUGACCACUUUGAAAGAGACAAGCGGGAGGUUGAGUGGGACUUCAGCAAAGAGUUCUUCUGUGACAUACCAGGUGACAGUUAUUCCAGACUAGUGUUUGCGUCGGCCGAAAGAAAAAGUCUGUGGAAUAUUCAGGCCAUCAAAUCAAUGUGCAGCCAGGACAACACAAGAGUGCGCUCCCACCGUGAUUACCUGAAUCUCUGUCAGCGCACCAAUAACGUCUCCUGUUGUCCAAGCUGGACACUGGGCAACUACAUAGCUGUCCUCACUAACAAGUCGUCCUGCCAGAAGAUCACAGAGCGGGACGUGUCCCACACUCUCAAGAUCUUGCGAUCGUGCGCUAAGUACUACCAUAAUGGCACGCUUGGACCUGAUUGCUGGGACAUGGCGCUACGUCGCAAAGAUCAGCUGAAAUGUGCCAGCGUGCCCCGGAAGUGCACAAAGUACAACGCCGUGUACCAGAUCCUUCACUUCCUGGUGGACAAAGACUUCCUGAGCCCAAAGAGUGUGGAGCAUCCUCCAGUGCUCAAGUACAGCAUGUUGUUCUCUCCCACAGAGAAAGGAGAGUCCAUGAUGAACAUCUAUCUGGACAACUUUGAGAACUGGAACUCCUCUGACGGGAUCACCACCGUCACAGGAAUUGAGUUCGGAAUCAAACACGACCUCUUCCAGGACUACCUCCUCACUGACACGUUGUACCCCGCUAUCGCGAUAGUCAUAGUCCUGCUGGUCAUGUGUGUGUACACACGCUCAGUUUUCAUCACUCUGAUGACAAUAAUUGCCAUCAUCAGUUCGCUGAUCGUCUCCUACUUUCUUUACCGAAUGGUCUUUAACUUUGAGUUCUUCCCUUUCAUGAACCUCACUGCCCUCAUCAUCCUGGUAGGGAUCGGGGCCGACGACGCGUUUGUUCUUUGCGACGUGUGGAACUACACCAAGUUUGACAAACCGCACGCCGAGUUGUCGGAGACGGUAAGCGUGACCCUGCACCACGCCGCCCUCUCAAUGUUUGUCACCAGCUUCACCACCGCUGCCGCAUUUUAUGCCAACUACGUCAGCAACAUCACCGCCAUACGCUGCUUCGGGGUCUACGCCGGCACUGCCAUCUUAGUCAACUACAUCCUGAUGGUGACGUGGCUCCCUGCUGUCGUGGUGCUACAUGAGCGCUACCUGCCCAACCUGUUCAUCUGUUCCAAGCCCCCACAGCAGCAUCAGGGAAACUGCUUCACGCAGGUCUUCUGGGCUGCCGUUUGCCACAAGAUCCACAAAUGCCUGUUCACCGUCUCCGAGGGAUCACGGAUCUUCUUUGAGAAGGUGCUGCCCUGCGUUGUCAUCAAACUGCGCUACCUCUGGCUCUUCUGGUUCCUUGCCAUCACGGUCGGCGGCGCUUACGUGGUCUGCGUGAACCCCAAGAUGAAACUGCCGUCCCUGGAGCUGGCCGAGUUUCAGGUGUUCCGUUCCUCUCACCCUUUCGAGCGCUAUGACGCUGAGUACAAAAAGCUCUUCAUGUUCGAGAGAGUUAACCACGGCGAGGACCUCCACAUGCCCAUCACGAUCAUCUGGGGGGUUACACCAGAGGAUAACGGAGACCCCCUGAACCCCAAGAACAAGGGGAAGCUGAUGCUGGACAGCAGCUUUAACAUAGCCAGCCCAGCAUCUCAACUGUGGAUCCUUAACUUCUGCCAGAAGCUUAGGAACCAAAGCUUUGUCUUUCAGUCAGAAGAUCAGGACUUCACUAGCUGCUUCAUCGAGACAUUCAAACAGUGGAUGGAGAACCAGGACUGUGAAGAGACCUCAGUCUACCCUUGCUGCAGUCAGUCUACCUUUCCCUAUAAGAAGGAUGUUUUUCAGUUGUGCAUCAAAAGAGCCAUUAUGGAGCUGGACCGAAGCACAAGCUACCAUCUGGACAGCAAGACACCCGGACCUCGAUUUGACAUCAACGACACCAUCAGAGCCAUCGUUUUGGAGUUUCAGAGUACCUACCUCUUCACUCUGGCUUAUGAGAAGAUGUACCAGUUCUAUCGUGAGGUGGAUGCCUGGAUCACAGAGGAGCUCCGCUUCGCCCCAGAGGGUCUCAGCCAUGGCUGGUUUGUCAGCAACCUGGAAUUCUACGACCUCCAAGACAGUCUGUCUGGUGGCACUCUGGUUGCCAUGGCGCUAUCUGUGACAGUGGCUUUCAGCGUCAUGCUGCUAACCACCUGGAAUGUCAUCAUCAGCCUGUACGCCAUCUUGUCUAUAGCCGGGACCAUAUUUGUCACAGUGGGCUCCCUGGUGUUGUUGGGCUGGGAGCUGAACGUCCUUGAGUCCGUCACCAUCUCGGUUGCCGUGGGUUUGUCCGUGGACUUUGCCGUCCACUAUGGUGUCGCUUACAGGCUCGCUCCAGAACCCGGCCGGGAAGGGAAAGUGAUCUUCUCCCUUAGCCGGAUGGGCUCUGCAAUCGCCAUGGCGGCAGUGACCACCUUUGUUGCCGGAGCGAUGAUGAUGCCAUCAACGGUCCUGGCCUACACCCAGUUGGGCACAUUCAUGAUGCUCAUCAUGUGCAUAAGUUGGGCUUUUGCUACCUUCUUCUUUCAGUGCAUGUGCUGCUGCCUCGGACCCCAGGGCACCUGCGGUCAGAUUCCCCUGCCCAAGAAGCUGCAGUGCCAGGCCUUCAGUGAAGACGCACCCUCAAGCCCCUCUCCUGAGGGGAAGUAUCAGCUGGACAGCAGGGGCGGAGAGGCAGAGCAUUACGAGCUGGAGCCGUUGGCAUCCUGUCAGAAAACUGGAGUUAAACCAGGAGAGAAAGAAGAGGCGGAGGAAGAACUGGGCACUCGGUUCUGUAAUGGAGCCCCUUCUCAUGCUAACCACACCAUGUCUAUACCACACAUUCACAGCAAUGAUACAGGCAGAAAAACACGGCCAGAAAAUGGGCUCGUUACCUCACUCCCUACGCCAUCCAGGUGCCACUACACUCCCAACAACUGCACAUGUGUAGACCCCCCAUCCCAGCUUCUACAGCAGUGGGCCCCGCAUUCCUGCACUGUGCCUCCCCAGGACUCCCCUUCCUGCCCCCCCACCCCUCAGCUUCUCCAUCUCUCAGGUACCGCCAGGACCAAACAGAAUGCAGCCCUGUUGCCUCCAAAUGUGGACGCGGUCUAUUCACAUAUGGACUGCUGUGUUCACUACGUCCACUGCCCCCUCACCCAUUUCCAUCACUGCUCACAGGGCAGAGCAGUGGGCCACAGGCAGGGACCGGCCCAUACCUGCUAUCUCAGGAAGUACUGUGUCCAACCACCCUCAAACCAGGACACCGGCCAAGCUUCGGGGUCACCAUCUGCUCCACAGACUCCAGACAAAGAGACGAAACAUUUAAGUCCUGACAGUACCCAGAAUGGGAGCUCCCAAGUCUCAACGCGACCCAAUGGCCAGUGUCUCAGUCCCACUGCACUAACAGCUCAUCAUGAAAACCAGAGGACGAAGGAAAGCGAACACUGCUGUGAUAAAAACCCUGCAUCCGCCAUUAAUACAGACUUAAUCACAGACAUUGACGUUUGUCAUAAAAUCCCUGGUAACCAGGAGAGGCCUGAAAGUAUUCCCGUCACACGGGAGCAAAGUGUGAAAAAGUGCAAACGGAACUCAAAAAGAGCGCAGGCGUCCUCCGCCUCUCCAAAGAGACUCUACUGUUUUAACAGGACGUUGAAAGUGAAGUGCAAUUCAGUUUCAGAGUUUAGCUUGCCAAAAAGCGAAGCCAGUGUGCCUCCUGUUGCAGUGAACACUCAGCCAUCCUCUGAAAGCUUAUGCUGAUUCAUGGGUAAAAUCGGCGAAAUAGCAAUAGCCCAAAAAUGACUCACACAUUUCUGUGCAAUCACAUUAGAUGCUGGGUGUGUGUUUUCACCAAAUCCCAGCUGAACUAUGAAAGAUUUUUUUUAUUGUUUUCUACUUAUCACUUUUUCACAUGCCAGAUUAAGUACUUCAUUUUUCCAGUGGAACAUACUUAUAAUGCGGUGUCAUGUAAAAGAUAGAUCAUCUCUUUACUAGCAGCCAUUUGCACCACCACUACACCCCACUGUAGUGUCUGAACUGUGGUGUCUUGCAAAACUAUUCAAACCCCUGGAUCUUUUCCACAUGGAGUCACAUGAUAUCCACAAAUUUGAAUGUAGUUUAUUGGGAAAUUAUGUGAUAGAUAACCUCUAAGUAGUGUAUGAUUAUAAAUUGGGGAAAAAUAAUGAAUGUUUAACAUUUUCUGCCAAUAACUGGGGGCAUCCAUCUUUGCAAAAUUGCUCAAGCUCAGGUUGGAAACUGCAUCUAUUAACAUGCAUUUUCAAGUCUUGCCAUAGACUCUUCAUUGAAUUAAGCCAGAGUUUUGACUGGGCCAUUAUAAAGGUAAAGGCAGCUCAUGCUUUGUUUAGGGUCAUUGUCUGUACCUUUUCCAUUUUCAGAUGAUGAACUGAACCGUUUUAUCCCACUUCACAACUAUGCUGUACUUACUAGCUGCACUUUUCUAUUAGAAAUAUGCGCCAAUAUUUGUCGAUAUUCUGCUGAUGCCGGAAAAACAGAAUUGUAAAUCACAUGUAAAUAUGCUUGUUCAUUUGAUAAGUCAUUAAAAAUCAUGGCAGCGAUGGAUGUAAACAGUUACAUGAAAUAAAUUCAUAGUUCA
Poecilia latipinna (sailfin molly) is the source of this 6334-nucleotide messenger RNA. RefSeq names its product dispatched homolog 1 (Drosophila) (gene disp1). Gene Ontology annotation, biological process: smoothened signaling pathway. Bases 613 to 5481 code for a protein of 1622 amino acids. Gene Ontology annotation, molecular function: peptide transmembrane transporter activity. NCBI's taxonomy places the organism in Eukaryota, Metazoa, Chordata, Actinopteri, Cyprinodontiformes, Poeciliidae. Gene Ontology annotation, cellular component: membrane. The record is from RefSeq and is a predicted model, not a curated record. The transcript has 14 exons.